Exophiala bonariae is the source of this 426-nucleotide messenger RNA. RefSeq lists its product as uncharacterized. NCBI's taxonomy places the organism in Eukaryota, Fungi, Ascomycota, Eurotiomycetes, Chaetothyriales, Herpotrichiellaceae. The record is from RefSeq and is a predicted model, not a curated record. Bases 1 to 426 code for a protein of 141 amino acids. The transcript has a single exon.
AUGUCUUCAUCAUCAGCAAUCCAGAAGAUCUUCGCACAAGUCCAUUCCGCGAGCGGGUUGACCUUCCCCAACACCGUCUCCGCUCUCAUAGCGCUCGGCGUCACUCGGUAUCAUAUCGACUACUCUUCGGGCAUCGCCACGACCUACAAGAACACGACCAAGGACGAAGGAAUCGAAAUCGAGCAAGUCAAAAUCACUUCACCGCCACUGUCAUCACGAACACCAUGGUCCAAAUCCGGACUUGUCAAGGCAAUAAGGCGUGUGCAAGCCGGAGAGACAAAGUAUAAGGAGUUCGCCCAAGAGUGUGUCGACUCGGGCGUGACGGGAUAUUUGGCAUUCUUGUUAGGAAAGAAUGUUCUGUAUUAUGGUGCGGAUGGAGAUGUUCAUGUCGAGUGGUUUCCUGGGGCGGAGCCAAAAGCUGAGUGA